AUGCCCCUGGUUUUCUCGUUCACCUCCCUUAUAGCGCUGUAUGUGCCACGUUCUUCCUCGCUGUGUAAUUUCAUUGCUUCACUGUAUCACUCCAUCACCUUGCUCAAGUUCAUGGAGCUGAUCACAGACUCCUGAGGGAAAGCUUGUAUGUUGGCUGCUUUGUCUGGACAGCAGGUGUCUCCAGAUCCUUUCCCCUGCUGCCGCUGCUGCUGUCUGCCAAUAGUGGCCAUCAACAGCAGCAGCCGAGGCUGGAUGAUGGCUGCUGUGCUACAGCUGUCUGUUGUUCGCAGUAUCUUGCUAUUCGUCACUCUGGUCCUGUGGACUGAUGAACAGUACGACUAUGGUGAUGUGAAAACAGUGUUCAACCUCAACCUGUAUGUGAAAGGUAUCAUAUGUGUGUCAACCUUCGUGUCUUUCUAUGGCCACCUGCUGUUUUACAAAGCCACUAAGAGUGCUUUACAUGGCUAUGGACUGAGAGCCAAGUUCAUCUGUAUCAUCAUGGUGCUGGUGCUGUGUGGGCUGCAGAGUGGCAUCCUAGAGACCAAGGGUGCUCUGGAGGUCAUCCCCUGCAUGCCACCCUUCUCUGUCUUGACCAGGUCCCAGUUGAUCUACCACUAUGGAGGGAUUGUGGAGAUGUUCUGCAUUGGCCUGUAUGCCCGCCACACUUACCGUAAGGUGGAGCAGAGCAUGUUGGAGGAUGUGGAGUGGUCCCUCAGUGUUCAGCAGGUAGAAAAAGCUGUUCAAACUGACGUGAAGAUGAUGCAGCACAAGCUUGGCCUGCCCUCAGAGGAGGCUUGGCCUGGAAGAUGAUCCUGCACAGUGGCCGACAGCCUGUGCAGGAUAGAGCAUGCAUUUCUGGAUGGUUUCCCCUUUCCUCAGGCCAGAGGUCAUCAUCCAGGCAGACCAGAUCCACUGGAAGCCAGGUCUACAGAGGAGCCAGUUGUAGUUGUGACUCACAUUACUGUCAGAGCUGAUAUGAACUAUCAGGACUGUAAAGAUGUUACAACCGUUUGACUAACUAUGGAAGACCUUUAAGAAAACCCAGAAUAAGGUGAUUUGCCAGUACGCUAUUUUCAUGUAGUGUGAGUGGCCCCGAGGACCCUGGAGAACUGUGAUAAACAGGGCAACAACUGAACCACAUGGUUCCCUUAUACUAACUCCCUUGUGUGAGGUUGUUG
Molecule: messenger RNA, 1178 nt
Organism: Hippoglossus stenolepis (Pacific halibut)
Lineage: Eukaryota; Metazoa; Chordata; Actinopteri; Pleuronectiformes; Pleuronectidae
Product: organic solute transporter subunit alpha
Biological process (GO): transport
Molecular function (GO): transporter activity
Source: RefSeq, a predicted model, not a curated record